CAAUAUAUCAAAAGAGACCUCUAGUCUAUCUCCGAGAUAUAGCAGACAAAUAAAAGAAAUGAACAAUCUCUUGAUAAUUUCGAUUCUUUUAGGUCUAUGCACCGGCUUAAGCAAUGGUUUUCACACGAUAGGAGAAAGCAGAGUAACGUUCAGCAACCAGUUGGAACACAACAAACUCCUCAAGGUUCUGUGUGACAACGACGAGGGAGAGCAGCUUGUGAAAAUCGGCAAAGAAUACGAGUUUUCUUUUAGUGAUAACUUGUUCAUGACAACUCGUUACAAGUGUAAAGUGGAUCAAGGCCCUAAUUUUAAACAUCACCAAGAGUUUUUGGCGUAUGACGCUUCGUGGAGCACAAUUCUUGAGCCCAGGUGUAGGUGGAUUGCUAGAGAAGAUGGAAUCUAUUUCUCUCAAGAUGGAAACCCUCCCACGAGAAAAUAUGUGUGGGAUGGUCCUCACAUUCUUGAAAACUAGGGUUUUAUGUAUUUCUUGUUUGAAAUCUCUGCUGUAUCGUUUGUAUGAUGAAUAAUCUAUAUAUCUAAUUAAUAUCUUA
This is a messenger RNA of Eutrema salsugineum, 551 nucleotides long. RefSeq names its product S-protein homolog 9. Bases 59 to 472 code for a protein of 137 amino acids. The transcript has a single exon. The record is from RefSeq and is a predicted model, not a curated record. Lineage: Eukaryota; Viridiplantae; Streptophyta; Magnoliopsida; Brassicales; Brassicaceae.